This is a messenger RNA of Daucus carota subsp. sativus, 1938 nucleotides long. RefSeq names its product vanillin aminotransferase. The record is from RefSeq and is a predicted model, not a curated record. Gene Ontology annotation, biological process: biotin biosynthetic process. Gene Ontology annotation, molecular function: S-adenosyl-L-methionine:8-amino-7-oxononanoate transaminase activity; pyridoxal phosphate binding. The transcript has 19 exons. The coding region runs from base 235 to 1800 and encodes 521 amino acids. Lineage: Eukaryota; Viridiplantae; Streptophyta; Magnoliopsida; Apiales; Apiaceae.
AAGCAUUUGAAAAUUACAAUCAUUCCACAAUUAUUAUUAUCGUAAUCUGUAGAUAUAAUAGUACUUGAAUAAUACUCCUACUGAUUGAUUUGAUUCCCCUUGUUUCUCAAUUCCCGAGUCUCGAGGACUGGCAGGCAGGAACUCACUCCCUCACUCUCUAUAUAAGCUUGACUCUGGUCUCUUCUUACAUUCAACACCUUUGUCCAAUUCAGUCUAAUAAUAAUAAGAUUAAAUAUGAGAAAUCAAAUAUUCUCCCGUUUGCUCUCCUAUUCCGCCGCUAGAAAAUCGGCAUCAGCAGCAGCAGCUUCUGCUCUUCAGGCUCCUACUUAUAAGACAGCAGCACCCACAGCUUGGCCACACCGAUUUGCUGGAUCUUCUGCGUUCGCUCGAUAUGCUAGUUCAGAUGCAUCGUUGCGCAAUGAAAUUAAUGAUGAAGGAUUUAAGGGACAUGAUAUGUUGGCACCGUUUACUGCUGGGUGGCAAACUAGUGAUUUAAAUCCUCUCGUGAUAGCUAAAUCCGAGGGUUCCUAUGUCUAUGAUACAAGUGGAAAGAAGUAUCUUGAUUCUCUUGCCGGUCUGUGGUGCACGUCCUUAGGAGGUAGUGAGCCUCGUCUGAUUGAUGCUGCUGCUAAACAACUUAGCACACUGCCAUUUUAUCAUUCCUUCUGGAAUCGUACUACAAAACCAUCUUUGGAUCUUGCAAAAGAGCUUUUGGAUAUGUUUACUGCUUCUAAAAUGGCAAAAGUAUUCUUCACGAAUAGUGGAUCUGAAGCUAAUGAUACCCAGGUGAAGCUUGUUUGGUAUUAUAACAAUGCACUUGGGAGGCCAAACAAAAAAAAGUUUAUUGCUCGAGAAAAAUCGUACCAUGGAUCUACUCUUAUAGCAGCUAGUCUUUCAGGCCUUCCCGCACUGCACCAAAAAUUUGAUUUGCCAGCUCCAUUUGUUUUGCACACUGAUUGCCCGCAUUACUGGCGAUAUCAUCUUCCAGGUGAGACGGAAGAAGAUUUCUCAACCAGAUUAGCGAAUAACUUGGAAGAGCUUAUUAUAAAAGAGGGACCAGAGACGGUUGCUGCAUUUAUUGCAGAGCCGGUCAUGGGGGCAGGGGGUGUGAUACCACCACCAGCUACUUAUUUUGAAAAGAUUCAAGCUGUAGUGAAAAAAUAUGACAUUCUCUUUAUAGCGGAUGAGGUUAUCUGUGCUUUUGGAAGAUUAGGGACUAUGUUUGGCUGCGACAAAUACAACAUUAAACCAGAUCUUGUCUCUAUAGCAAAGGCUCUUUCUUCUGGAUACAUGCCAAUUGGUGCUGUUUUAGUGAGUCCAGAAGUUUCUGAUGUUAUAUAUUCUCAAAGCAAUAAACUGGGUACUUUCUCUCAUGGAUUUACCUAUUCCGGGCACCCUGUUUCGUGUGCUGUUGCACUUGAAACACUAAAGAUCUACAAGGAAAGAAAUAUAGUUGAUAGAGUGAAGAGUUUAUCUCCAAAGUUUCAAGAUGGUGUAAAGGCAUUUUCUGACAGUCCAAUAAUUGGGGAGAUAAGAGGAACCGGUUUGAUAAUCGGGACUGAGUUCGCGGAUAACAAGUCACCAACUAAUCCCUUCCCUCCAGAAUGGGGGGUGGGUGCAUAUUUUGGUGCACAGUGUGAGAAGCAUGGGAUGUUAGUUCGUGUUGCUGGUGAUAAUAUAAUGAUGUGUCCUCCGUUUAUAAUAACCCCGGAAGAACUUGAUGAGUUAAUAAGCACGUAUGGGAAAGCUUUGAAGGCCACCGAGGAAAGAGUAAAGGAACUCAAAGAUCAGAAGAAGUGAGCUGCGAAUAGUUUCAGUAAGAAAAGAAUGAUAAUUGCGAAAAAAUUCAGCCCACAAUUUGUGUAUAGGUGUUAAGUCUCUUUAAAAACAAGUUACUAAAUAUUGUAUGGUUUAUAAAAGAUCUCAGUUUGAACUUCA